Messenger RNA from Arabidopsis thaliana (thale cress), 1623 nucleotides. Its product is annotated as basic helix-loop-helix (bHLH) DNA-binding superfamily protein. The transcript is spliced from 7 exons. The record is from RefSeq and is marked reviewed. Gene Ontology annotation, molecular function: protein dimerization activity. Bases 209 to 1582 code for a protein of 457 amino acids. Lineage: Eukaryota; Viridiplantae; Streptophyta; Magnoliopsida; Brassicales; Brassicaceae. Gene Ontology annotation, cellular component: nucleus.
UGAUAUAGUGGAGCUCUUAUGGAAGAGUGGCCAAGUCGUUAGAACCAGUCAAACACAGAGACCCUCCUCCAAUACACCACCAUCUCUUCCUCCACCACCCAUUCUUCGUGGUAGCGGAAGCGGCAACGGAGAAGAAAAUGCCCCGCUUCCACUUCCACAGCCUUCACCUCCCCUCCAUCAUCAGAAUCUUUUCAUUCUGGAAGACGAAAUGUCUUCUUGGCUUCACCAUUCUCACCCCGGCGUUACGUCCACCCCGGCUUCUUCUGUCUCCCUGCCACCACCACCCAAUGCUCCGCGUGAAGAUGAUAUAGUGGAGCUUUUAUGGCAAAGCGGCCAAGUAGUUGGAACCAACCAAACACAUAGACAAUCCUACGAUCCUCCUCCCAUUCUCCGCGGCAGCGGAAGUGGCAGAGGAGAAGAAAAUGCUCCCCUUUCACAACCUCCGCCUCACCUGCAUCAGCAAAAUCUCUUCAUUCAAGAAGGCGAAAUGUAUUCGUGGCUACACCAUUCUUACCGCCAAAACUAUUUCUGCUCAGAACUUCUCAACUCCACUCCGGCUACUCACCCGCAAAGUUCCAUCUCUCUGGCACCACGUCAGACUAUCGCCACGAGAAGGGCGGAAAACUUUAUGAACUUCUCGUGGCUAAGAGGGAACAUAUUUACCGGCGGUAGAGUUGAUGAAGCUGGACCGUCGUUUUCGGUGGUAAGAGAAUCGAUGCAGGUAGGCUCGAACACGACCCCCCCUUCUUCUUCUGCCACUGAAUCAUGUGUAAUACCAGCUACAGAGGGCACCGCGAGUCGAGUGUCGGGAACUUUGGCAGCUCAUGAUCUUGGUCGGAAGGGAAAGGCGGUGGCGGUUGAGGCGGCCGGAACACCAUCUUCAGGAGUGUGCAAGGCCGAAACAGAGCCGGUUCAGAUACAACCAGCAACGGAGUCGAAGCUAAAAGCGAGAGAAGAAACCCAUGGAACUGAAGAAGCUCGUGGUUCAACGUCUAGAAAGAGAUCACGAACUGCAGAAAUGCAUAACCUCGCCGAAAGGAGAAGGAGAGAAAAGAUCAACGAGAAGAUGAAGACUCUGCAACAACUCAUUCCUCGCUGCAACAAGUCUACUAAAGUUUCAACGCUGGAUGAUGCUAUCGAGUACGUCAAAUCGUUACAGAGCCAAAUACAAGGUAUGAUGUCGCCAAUGAUGAAUGCCGGGAAUACGCAACAGUUCAUGCCCCAUAUGGCCAUGGAUAUGAACCGACCUCCUCCAUUCAUACCUUUCCCCGGCACAUCUUUUCCUAUGCCGGCUCAAAUGGCAGGUGUAGGUCCAUCAUAUCCAGCACCGCGCUACCCUUUUCCCAACAUUCAGACCUUUGACCCAUCCAGAGUCCGUUUACCAAGCCCGCAGCCUAACCCGGUGUCGAACCAGCCUCAGUUUCCGGCUUACAUGAAUCCCUAUAGCCAGUUUGCUGGUCCCCACCAGUUGCAACAACCUCCUCCUCCUCCAUUUCAGGGUCAAACAACAUCACAACUGAGUUCCGGGCAGGCAAGUAGUAGCAAGGAACCUGAGGAUCAGGAGAACCAACCAACAGCUUAGUAAGAAUCAGGGAAUGAAGGGUUUCCUUGGGAUGUAAGUUA